Molecule: messenger RNA, 4303 nt
Organism: Folsomia candida
Lineage: Eukaryota; Metazoa; Arthropoda; Collembola; Entomobryomorpha; Isotomidae
Product: extensin-2
Exons: 7
Coding region: 486-3629 (1047 amino acids)
Cellular component (GO): extracellular matrix
Source: RefSeq, a predicted model, not a curated record
CAAGUAGCAUCGUGUUAAUCGCAUCAUUCCUUAAACUAUAACAAUAAUCGCAUAUAAAUCGUAGCCCCAUAUCUUUCACGGAAACAUUAGCAAUAUCACGAUUAAACGGACAUUAUUUUAGUAUACAUUAUAAUUUUAGCCACAAUACAAAAAGUGGUCUCUUUUGUUGAAAUUUUCGUGAACAAUUCAUCUGUUAAACCCGUUAUUCAAUAUUAAACUACGACAUUAGCAGUUUUUCAGCAGUGUUUUACAAAAAUUUGAUAAAAGUCUCAUACAACUGACAGCAGUUUUGUAUAGGAAGAUGUUCGUCAUUAGUAUCAGUUCUCCUAUCUCAAAUUCUCUUAAAUACAGACAGUGGUGAUCUUUCAUGCGAAACCACAUAAACUAAAUUGUCUGCAGAAUCAAAAGUGGAGUGAACAAAGUUUAGUACAUUUUCUUCUGAUUUGUUUUUCGAGUUUUAUGGUUUUAAUAAAGAAAUAAUUGGGAUGCGAUUCAGACUCGGACGGAAGAACGUCGGGAUGCACAAGAAAGCCUUCCUGACUUUCUUCUGCUUCAUCGCAAUUCAAAGUCUCAAUUCACAAACGGAUGGACUGAAAUCUCUUCGACUGCGAGCGAAACAACAAUUAACAUCAACCACGCCCUCAACGGCGACACCCAGACAUCCGUCCUCAGAACUAACGACGAUCUCACUUUCCCCUAACCCCUCAAACCCCACAAGCCCACUUCCGCAGAGUCGAAGGAGGAUACGAAUGAGGAAACUAAGGAAAGUUCAGAAGCGUCAAGGUCCAUUGUCCAGUGAAGAGACGGAUAACACAAAUGAGAAUCAAGGUCCAAGGGAACCCUUGUACCAAGAGCACGAGGAUGAAAUCCAAGCCCCCGAACAUUACUAUUCUCCAAUCCGGCGACAGAGAAUGCGAAGUCAAAAAUUGUUCACACAGAGCCAUAAUGUUCCUCAACAGUUUCACAAAUCACUUGUGGAGUCACCCUCAAAUCAAAAUAUUAGAAAAAGGGAGCGUGAAAGAAACUAUUUUGAAAAUCUAAACAACGGAGGACAACACGAGGAAUAUAGUCAGUCAACUCAACCCCCUCCUAAGAACUACGCUUUCGCAUACGCCGUACGAGAUGAUGAGAAUAAAGAAGACAACCACUUUUCUCACAAAGAAGCACGAGAUGGCCAGCUCACAAUGGGAGAGUAUCGGAUCAAUCUUCCUGAUGGGAGGGUCCAAGUCGUCCGGUACACCGCUGGGGGAGAUAUUGGCUACAAGGCAGACGUGACUUACGAGGGGGAAGGCGAUGACCAUCCCAGCAAACCAGCCUUGACUGCGAAACCCACAGCGUACACGGCCGGAAACAAUGGCUACCUUCCACCCUCGCUCAGCCCUCCAACCAAUUCACCGUCCCCAAAAAAGUUCAGAAAUAGAAUCAAGAAAAAGCAGAACAACAGAUACCAAAACUUUAGAUCGCCCACACUUUCGCCAACUUCCGCUUACAACAAUCGGGUGGAAGAGUAUGACAGUCACGAAGGGUUUUAUUCCAACAUCCCACCCACGUCUCCUUCACCCUCUGCCGCCCCAAGUUAUAAAAGACCACGACCAAGUGUAACUUAUGAGAGUUACCCAAUCCAACCACCUGCCACACCCCCUUCGCCUAACGCCUACUCGAGCAGUAGCAAUGAUGAGGGCGAAAGAAACAGAGAGAGGCGCCGUAGACCAUCACCAACACCAAAUUACGAACGUCCCAAACCUACAAGUAUUUACGACAACAUGGAGUCUGCCGAAAAGAAAGAGUACGAUGGAAACCUUGAAUUUCUCCAUGACCAAAGUCCUCGAGCAGGCCCAUCAUCCUCACGACCAAAGAAAAAGAAGAAAGUCGAUGAAUUCAACGGGGGUGGGUAUCAUCGAGGCAGCGGAGGUAGGACCAAAUAUGAAAGUGCUGACAUUGGUGGUUAUGGUUAUCCAGGUCACCCCGAAAUAGAGGAGGAAAUUGACACAUUAAAAAAAUCCCACAAACCCCAACCAAAUUACCAGAAGCAUUUACAAUUUAAACAAAGAAGGAAAUCCCCCUCUCGCAAACCUACAGAAAGUUCCCCACCUGAACUUUACAAUGAACCUGGACCUGGAAAUUAUUACGCUUCUGCUGUUAAUGGACCACCACCUUCUCCAGCACCCGCUCCCCCACAAUUUCGCAAACAUCCGAAAUCCGUGUAUCGCAGUCCUUCCACACAAUCGCAAUCGAGUUACAACUACAUUGACGACCACGCAGAUCGCCAACCUGAGCAGGAGGAGCAUCAUUCUUAUCGCGAGCAGGGAGAUGUUGACCAUGACAGACGACCACCAUCGAGCUAUGGAGGAUACACCCCCAUCAACUUUAAAUCUGGAAAGAGCAAAAGUCUCAUACCAAUUGAAGAUUUUAAGGCCGGGCCAGCAAAGAAGGAUUUCCAUACAAGAAAUAAAAAUAUUCAAAAGAAUCAAAGAAAAUCUCCUCAAGUGCAAGUUGUUGACGACUUUUACUCUGAUCCUCCAACCAAACAUCCACAGGACCUGGGGUAUACAGAGCCAUAUCACUAUUACAACUCACAACAUCCUUCUUAUCACCACGGGGGCUACAUCCCACCCACACCGCCAGCAGGUUUGAAUCAACGUCUCUCCACCGUGGCGUCAAGUCCUUCCCCAUCUCCAGCUACAUCUUACACCAUCGACUUUCCAGGAGGAAAACACUCUUUCUAUCUCAAAACUGGGGCUGGUUCUUCGUCCACACCAGCACCCAAGUUUAAGUCGUCGUCGCCUUUCAAACAACAAAAAUUCUACGACAAACCUCAACCAACAUUUCAGUCUCCGACAUCUUCCCCUCGCAAAAAGUCACCCGGAAAUGGAUCUGGUCUAGUAUUUUUUGAAACCCCGGGAACAGGUCCAAGACCUUCCCAUCGUGGAGCAAACGACAUUCUUUCCCAGCUGCCUAAUAUGCCCAAAUCCCACCCCACAUCGUUUCCCAACACCAUAAUUCAUCCCUAUGAGGUCGGUGCGAAGGACUAUGGUCACAGUGUAGGGUACAGAAAUUCCUUCAACACUCCAUCCUCUGGGGAAAAAGACGAGCAGGAUGACAAUUCUCACAACGAACAGCAGGACUCUGAAGACGGCAAAAGUAAUAAUCCUCACGAAACGUCUCCCCUGUCCAGAGACUACCUUUUCGAUAACGGGCAAGAAAUCGUUGCAUCGCCCGACCCUUCGCAUCAUUUCCGAACCUCGUCCUUAGUUAGUUCAACUCCCACCCCGGCUCAGUUUCAUCAUGAAAAAGCACUCUCCCCAUCUCCUCCAUCAUUUUAUAUUCCUGUGUCAACCCCACAAUCAUUCCAAGAUAUUGAUUACCAGCAAAACCAUCAACUAGCCCCCGUUUCACCUACUCCAGCCUUUUCCACGUCCCAUUUUCAUCAACGUAUCCGUCAACCCGUCGACUUGACUUCUGGCACAGACUAUGGCAUUGAUCCUAGAAAUGCUGGGGGCGACACAAUAAUGUCACAACCGUUAGGAUUUACCACAAUUAGCGAGGCCAUCGAUGAUAAUGCAUCCCAAGUCCAGCAACAUCCAGCAGACCUCACUUAUCAGUAUCAAUACGAGGACGGUGUGAAAUAGAAAAGUUUGGAAAUGAUGAAGUGUAUUUAUUUUUUAGGUGCAGGAGGUUAAUUCCAGGGGUGGUUUCUUAUUAAGAAAGUAUUAUGUGAUUUUUUAUAGGUUUCAAUGAAUGCUUAAAACUCCAUAUUUUAUUAAUCCAAGUAUGUACAUACGAAGGCAUUUUAAUAAUAUUUUUCAAAAGGUAUGUUGGACAAUGUUUUGGACCAAAUGUGUACGACUUUCAAGUUAGAAAUCAGCCCUUCAUAAGGUUGUGGGGUCACUCAUGGUCUUAUGCUUAAAAUUUAUUACGCUGCGAUUAUUAUUUGCCUAGCUAUUUGAAAGCCAAAAUCAAAGUCUUACAGGUUCAUUGGAAAUUAGGAAAUAAAAUCGUAGAAAAGUUUUUGAGUUUUUUCGAGGUAUUUUUUAUGGAUUUACUAAAAAGUCAGUUUUUAACAAAUCUACCUAUGAAACAUCACAGCUUCCUAAAUAUGUUCAAACUUUAUUAUAAUCAGCACAAUUUGGUCCAAAACAUUGUCCAACAUACCUUUUGAAAAAUAUUAUUAAAAUGUCCUAAAUGUAAAUAGAGAGAAUUGACAUUUGCCACGUAUUUUUUUGUUUUUAGACCUUCUACUUUGUGUAUUUGUUUGGUGUAGUCAAUUUUUGUUGGUUAAUAAAUAAAUAAGAUGAUAAUCAGA